Spirodela intermedia is the source of this 2247-nucleotide messenger RNA. The record is from the annotation of a GenBank genome assembly. Lineage: Eukaryota; Viridiplantae; Streptophyta; Magnoliopsida; Alismatales; Araceae.
AUGGGUACCAGAGUGGCAUUGUUCUUCCUGUUUGCAUGUCUCUCCAUGGCCUGCGCGCGACGCCAUGCCAGCGCCGCCGUGGGGUUCAACUACGCCGACGCGCUGGAGAAGUCGAUCCUCUUCUUCGAGGGCCAGCGGUCGGGGAAACUCCCCCCCGGGCAGCGGCUCUCCUGGAGGGGCGACUCCGGCAUGUCCGAUGGAGCUUCAAACCAUGUAAUCUUUUUUCUUUCCCUCGUCCUUGUAGCUGCGCGAUCUCCAUUCCUAACCGCAGCACCACGGGGAGUUUUUUCUUCUCAGGUGGAUCUGGUCGGUGGGUACUACGACGCAGGAGACAACGUCAAGUUCGGCCUACCGAUGGCCUUCACGACGACGAUGCUCUCAUGGAGCAUCCUCGAAUUCGGGGAUCUCAUGCAGGCCCAGCUUGAGGACGCCAUAGCCGCCGUCCGCUGGAGCACAGAUUACCUGAUCAAGGCCGCCACCGCCGCUCCUGACACGUUAUUCGUGCAGGUGAUGGAAGAAAAAUCCAAAUCAAAUCAAACUUAGUGCUGUGAAACUGGUUUCUCGAUCAUGUCAUUGUUCUUCGAGAAUAAUUUUGGAGAGGGCCUCCGAUCUUUAGUGUUCUAUCUUCGUUUGGUGCAGGUUGCAGAUCCUAACGUGGAUCACCGGUGCUGGGAGAGGCCCGAGGACAUGGACACCCCUCGAAGCGUGUACAAGGUGACGAGCCAGAGCCCGGGAUCUGAUGUGGCGGCGGAGACGGCGGCGGCGCUCGCGGCCGCCUCCAUCGUCUUCAGAGCUGUCGACCCUGCGUACUCGAAGAAACUCAUUCAGACGGCCAUGAUGGUGAGAAUCAGACACCCCCAUAUUAUCUCUUUUAAACCCUAAUCCGAGGAAGACGAUCCUCCGGCGCAGGUCUUUGACUUCGCCGACCGCCACCGAGGGUCUUACAGCGACUCUCUCAGCUCAGUCGUCUGCCCGUUCUACUGCUCCUACUCCGGGUACCACGUAAGAAUAGCUCCGUCCCUCUGUGUAUAGUCUCCCCAGGUCUUCUCUCUCUACCUGCUGAUCCAGCAAUGGCGACAGGACGAGCUCCUGUGGGGAGCUUCCUGGCUUCAAAUGGCCUCAGAGAACACGUCCUACAUGUCGUACAUAAACUCCAAUGGCCACACGCUGGGAGCGGAGGAAGACGACUUCUCAUUCAGCUGGGACGACAAGCGAGUGGGAACCAAGGUUCUCCUCUCCAGGGUAUCUUCUUCCUCCUCUAUACCGUGGCGUCGCCGCCUCAACUUCUUCGACUGAUAGGGGAAGGUGGCGGAAUCUGAAAUCUGAAAGCUUGGUCCUACAUUCUCCGUUGCAGGGUUUCCUUCAGAACAGGGUGGAGGCGCUCCAGGUGUAUAAGAUCCAUGCAGACAACUACAUCUGCUCUCUGAUCCCCGGGACACCUGGUUUCCAAGCCCAGUACACGCCUGGUGAGCCUCCGAUUUAUGUUUCUUCGGAAAACCGUGCCGAGAUAAAUCUCACAAAUGGCGCGAAAAGAUCAAGUUUUUUGCUUUAUCACCAUCUAUCUCUCUCUCUCUCUCUCUCUCUCUCUCUCUCUCUCUCUCUCUCUCUCAAUGUUUGGAUCACGAGACGCAGGGGGGCUGCUAUACAGGGGCAGCGAGAGCAACCUGCAAUACGUGACCUCCACCGCAUUCAUCCUCCUCACUUACGCCAAGUACCUCGACUCCAACGGCGGGUCCGCCCUGUGCGGCGGCGGCGCUACCACCAUCACCGCCGGUGACCUCGUUUCCCUGGCAAAGAAACAGGUCUCUCUCUACAUUCCCCUUCCUUCUCCAAUCAAUCUCGGACCACCUCCCCCCAACCCACCUCAUCCAUUCCUUCCACCUCUCUCUCCCUCUCUCUCUCUCUCUCUCUCUCUAGGUGGACUACAUCCUGGGGAAGAACCCGGCAAACAUGUCCUACAUGGUGGGCUUCGGGGAGAGGUACCCACAGCAGGUGCACCACCGGGGCUCCUCACUGCCGUCGGUGAGAGCUCAUCCCUCUCCCGUUCCCUGCAACGAAGGGUUUCGGUAUCUCUAUUCGAGCUCCCCCAACCCAAACCUCCUCGUCGGCGCCGUCGUCGGCGGCCCGGAUAACAGAGACGGCUUCGCCGACUACCGCAACAACUACCAGCAGACGGAGCCCGCCACCUACAUCAACGCCCCCCUUGUGGGCGCCCUCGCUUACUUCGCCGCCGCCGGGAAGCCGUAG